AUGUCGCUUUUUGGCACGACGCCGCCCAACGAAUCGCCGUCUCUCGACGACUCUGGCUUGCGCCCAUCGCGCGUUUCCCUCUUCGACGACGACGGGCCAACAAAUCGCUCGGGCUCCGAUUCUCUAUUCAACGAUGACGAUUUAUCUGGAAGCGGUGCUCGCUCCCCUUGGGAUAUGCCUACACCGCGAAAGCAACAGUCCCGCGCCGACCUUAUCCGUGGUUUGCUUGCGGGCGUCCAGGUCCCUGAUAGCUACGUUGAAGCUUUCGACCAUGCGCUACAAGAAGAUGGCAGAGGCGGCAAAAUAUUGCCUGCGGGAAUAUCCAAGACCCUCGCCGCAGCCAAGCUCGGUGCCGACGAGCAAGCUCUUGUCAUGAGCAUCAUCUCUCCCAAUGGCGACGAGGUGGAGCUCGCGCGAGACUCGUUCAAUGUCCUGCUUGCGCUGAUCGCGUUGGCCCAGGAAGGCGAGACUGUAAGUCUCGACGGUGUUGACGAGAGAAGACGAAAUCUCCCGCAGCCUCAGUUAUCAAACAUUCCCAAGAAAAAAGAAGAACCUCUUUUCGACGCUUCCGAACUCGCUGCCAAACCGCCACAGGCUCCCGAAACGCCCCGAAAAGACUCUUUUCCACGACCGGUGCCCAAAAUUCGGAAACCCAGCAUGACCGAUCCCGAAGACGAUCCCUGGGGCUCCCCGGAUUUGCAUAGAGGCCAUAACCAUGUAAGCGCUUCGCAGUCGAAUGGCGCGGAGCCUACCAACGGCCAUGGCUACGAAAACAACCACGAGAGCAGCAGCAUUGGCGUCACUCCCGAGUUGCAUCAACGCACAACAUCGAAUUUCACCACAACAACAAUCGGCUCUGCCAGCCCGUCUGGUCGCCAAUCGGCGGCGCCCGGCCCUAUCCCGGAAACACCUAGAGGCUCUGGCGGCUGGAAUUAUUUUGAUGGCGCAAACCCCAACCCGGACCAAGGUUUUGGAGCUUCGCCGACUAAUCAGCCAGCAAACCCCUUUGGAGUAGCAACUCCUCAAGAACCUCGCAAUAAUGCCCCAGCUGCCGCGCAUUCCCGUACUAUUAGCGCUAGCCGGGUGGGCAGUGGCGCAGUGGAGAGUAUACUGGUAUCCUUAAUGCCGGAGAAGGAGGGCAUGUUCAUGUUCCAACACCACAACUAUGAGGUUACAAGCUCGCGGCGGGGUAGCAAGGUUAUUCGACGAUACAGUGACUUUGUCUGGUUGCUCGACUGUUUGCACAAGCGGUAUCCGUUCCGGGCAUUGCCUCUGUUGCCACCGAAAAGGGUCGCGCUGAACGGAAACCACUUGAGCAAUGAUGGUGGAUUCAUCGAGAAGCGUAGAAGAGGUCUUGCACGUUUCUUGAAUGCCAUCAUUCGGCAUCCAGUUUUGGGCCAGGAACAGCUGGUCGUCAUGUUCUUGACCGUACCCACAGAGCUCUCAGUGUGGCGGAAACAGGCUACAAUAUCUGCUCAGGACGAAUUCACAGACCGGGCAUUACCCCAAGGGCUCGAGGACUCUCUACCCAUUGGCCCUCUUAGUGAACUCUUUGAUCGAACGCGGGCGGGCGUCCGGCGGUCUGCAGAUCUGUACAUUAACACGUGCAAUCUGAUGGAUAGACUAGCCAAGCGUUCCGAGGGUGUGGCAGCUGAUCAUGCACGCAUGGCCGUCUCACUGGCUUCCCUUACUGAAGUGAGCGCCGACACAUACGCGACUGACACUAAUGACGUCCCGCUUUUGAACGACGGCCUUGUUGCCAUGUCAAAGCGCUUGAAGACAGCGCAGGGCCUGCUUGAGGAUGAAAGCAAAGCGUGGGAAACGGGCGUACUUGAGGACUUGAAGCGACAACGCGAUGCCCUGGUUUCUGUCCGAGAGAUGUUUGACCGCAGAGAACGCCUGGACAAGGACAACAUUCCGACUCUAGAGAGACGCAUCCAGAGCAAUGAGACCAAGCUCGCUGGCUUACGAGCCAAGCCCGAGGGACUCGUGAAGCCAGGAGAGGUUGAGCGCGUAGUUGAAAGCAUCAUAAAGGACAAGGAGAGUAUUGUCAAUCAGCACAACCGCUCGGUCUUUGUGCGUGAAACGAUUCGCGAUGAGCUCAUUUACUUUCAACAGACCCAGUAUCAGGUGUCUAGAUGGAAUCAGGACUGGGCGCAGGAACGCGUCAAGUAUGCCGAGAUGCUUGCUGACAACUGGCGCCAGCUCCUGGACGAGCUUGAGGGCAUGCCACUUGGCGAAUAG
Pestalotiopsis fici W106-1 is the source of this 2244-nucleotide messenger RNA. Its product is annotated as Sorting nexin mvp-1. Bases 1 to 2244 code for a protein of 747 amino acids. Lineage: Eukaryota; Fungi; Ascomycota; Sordariomycetes; Amphisphaeriales; Sporocadaceae. Gene Ontology annotation, molecular function: phosphatidylinositol-3-phosphate binding. Gene Ontology annotation, biological process: retrograde transport, endosome to Golgi; protein targeting to vacuole. The record is from RefSeq and is a predicted model, not a curated record. Gene Ontology annotation, cellular component: endosome. The transcript is spliced from 4 exons.